Messenger RNA from Cooperia oncophora, 1368 nucleotides. Lineage: Eukaryota; Metazoa; Nematoda; Chromadorea; Rhabditida; Trichostrongylidae. The record is from the annotation of a GenBank genome assembly.
AUGCAAUUUAACGAAAUUGAUGAUGAUGACGAUGACAGGUCUCGGGGUAGGGGUGGGGGCGUUUGUUGCCUCGUUAAAGGGAACUGCCAUGUAGAAUUUGUGACUCACAUUAAAGCUGGAAAGGCCGACGGACUCUGCGUGGAUCUGUUUUUCCAGACGAGGUCCUACUAUGUCCGCAUCAUUACGAUAUACCGCCCUCCGAAUUCGACCAAAGCUGAUGAUGAUGCCCUGAUUGAAGUGCUCGGUGAUCUUGUGGCAGUGCGCUCGAGCACUGUGGUCCUUGGAGAUCUCAAUCUCCAAGUUGACUGGAGUAGUUCGAGAGCUCUGAAUUCUGCUGCUGCUGCUUACAUGAACUUCUUCCGUGUGUCUGGCCUCAGACAGCAUGUUAUGCAACCCACCCAUAAUGGAAAGGUCCUUGACCUCAUACUUUCCACGUCACAUAACAUCUCGAAUGUUUCAGUACUACCUCCGCUAGCUACGUCAGAUCAUAACGUUGUUUCCUUCGAUCUUCUUGAAGAGUCUAGUUCCCAUUGCCAUGUUCCUAGGCCAGAUUUCUUGAGCACUGACUUUGCUGCCCUCAACAACUUCUUCUUAGGCGUGGAUUGGUGGGCACUUUUUGAUCAGUAUUCCUCGAUGGAUGACAUAUACCAGCGAUUCUGUGGGGUGGUUUACAGCGGGCUUGCUAAAACGGUUCCAUUCAAAUCCGUUAGUGGAUCUGGUCCUAAGUAUCCUCGUCAUAUAACUAACUUACUCCAGCAAAAGCAACGCCUCUUCUCUGAGUUAAGCUCUCCUCUCGGAAGCGCACCUUAUAGAAAAGUUUGUUCUGAUUUAGAUCACCAUUUGAGAAAGUUCCUCGCUAACUAUGAGCGCCGGCUUGGAUCCCAUGCUUCCUUACAACGGCUUUUCCAUUACUUUCGGCGCAAGCUGAAGCCAAACCAGUUACUCCCCACACUAUCUGACCACACGGGUAGGGUUUACCGUAGUGACGCGGACAAAGCAGAGGCACUCGCUAACCAUUUCUCUAGUAUUUUCACGUCUAAUUUCUCUCAUGAAUGGAACCUCGCGUGCUUCCCACAUGUUAAUGAUAGUCUCACGGAGGUUUUCUUUGAUCCUUACGCGGUUUCCAUGAUCCUAAAAAAGCUCCAUCCCUCAACUAGUGAACCUUAUGAUGGGAUCCCACAAAUAGUUUACAAAAAAUGUCACUUUUCGCUGUGUAAGCCUCUGGCUAUGAUGUUCAACCUCUCCUUCCUAACAGGUGAUGUCCCUCAGCUCUGGAAAGAUGUUAUUAUCACUCCUAUUCAGAAGUCCCCCAAGUUAUCCACACUGAGCAACUUCCGCCCAAUCAGCCUUGCUCCCACUCCUGUUAAG